CGUAGUCCCGGAGAGCAGAAUGCAGUGGGAUCCUGGCCCGCUAGAGGGUAGGAUUUUGGUAGCGACGGCCGAGUGCAGGACUGGGAGUGUCUGGGUUUGUCAACGAGCUGCACUGCUUUUAUCUGGCAGGGGGGUGCCCUCUUCCCAAGGCUUGACCCACGGAUGGGACUGGGAGGCGCUUUGGGAACGCAGCGCGCACGCGUACUGACGCCCAUGGAGGCGGGGCCAGGUACCCCAGAGUAACGGACACGCCGUGCGCGGUCGCCCGUGGGGGCGUGGUUUCGUGCCGGAGGGGGCCGGAUGAGGGGAGGCUGCGCAGGCGCGUAGGGUCGCGGCCGAUUUCUGGAGGGGCGGAAGCGCUGUGGGGACAUUAGGCAGAAAUGGCUGCCUCAACCAUGAAGGAGUGUGAAGGAAAUACACGUAAAGCCCUCAGCACAGUAACUAUGGUUACAGUCAUUUUCAAUCAAUGACCAUUUUGAGGAACAGAUGUGGAGACAUUGCACUAGACUCUCUCACAACUUGGAGAACCAGUAAAUCCCAAAAAAAGCUCCACAUUCACAGGACUCUGUUCUUCAAGAGAGAGGCCUCAUGAAGGGGAGCAUGGCCACUGGACCUCUGGAAGGCACAUCACAGCGGUCACUGACAUUCCGAGAUGUGGCCAUCGACUUCUCCCAAGAAGAGUGGGGAUUCCUGGACCCUGCUCAGAGAGAGCUGUACACAGCUGUGAUGUCAGAGACUUACCAGAACCUGGUCUGGCUGGGCAUAUCUGUUGCUGAUCCCAACAUAGCCUUCCUGUUGGAGCGAGGCCCACAGCCCUGGGUGAUGAGGGAGGAGGAUGCAGAAGCUCCAGGGGCAGAGAGUGAAUCAACACAGAAAAGCAAGGAAUUGUCUUUAAGGAAGAGAAUAAAAGGAGAAACAUACCAUUAUGAAAGAGGGAUGAAAAAAACUAGCAGCAUGGGUAGAGAAUAUGAAAAAGCCUCCAGCACCCGGGCAUACCUCAUCAUCCAUCAGAAGACGAAGGAGGAAGAGAAAUGCUACCAGUGCUUCGAGUGUGGGAAAUCCUUCCGUCGUCGAUCAACUCUCAUCCAGCAUCAGAGGAUCCACACAGGAGAGAGACCCUAUCAGUGCAGCAAGUGCGGCAAAGCCUUCAACCAGAAGGCCCACCUCGCCCAACACCAGCGCACCCACACGGGUGAGAAGCCCUAUGCCUGUGGGCAGUGCACACGGGCCUUCAGCCAGGUGACACACCUCACCCAGCACCAGAUCGUCCACACCGGAGAGAAGUUCCAUGGCUGCAGCGAGUGUGGGAAGGCCUUCAGCCGCCCCUCCGCCCUCGCAGACCACCAGAGAAUCCACAGCGGAGAAAAACCCUUCAAGUGCAAGGCCUGUGGCAGAGCCUUCACCCAGAGCGCCCAGCUCCUCAGACACCAGAAGAUCCACUCUGAAGACAAGCCCUACAGAUGCAGCAAGUGCACCAAGUCCUUCAUCCGGCUCUCCUCCCUGACGGAGCACCAGAGGACUCACACCGGAGAGAAGCCCUAUCAGUGUGAGGACUGCCCGAAGGCCUUCUGCCGCCUCGUGCAGCUCACUCAGCACCAGAGAACCCACACUGGUGAGAAGCCCUACACGUGUCAGGAAUGUGGCCGGGCCUUCACCUGCAGGUCCCAUUUCAUUGUCCACAGGCGGAGUCACACAGGAGAGAGACCCUAUGAAUGUCAGGUGUGCGGGAAAACCUUCAACAAUCACUCCUCCCUGGUGACGCACGACAGGACUCACAGUGGAGUGAAGCCCUUCAGAUGCGAUGCGUGUGGGAAGGCCUUCAGCACAUCCUCCUCGCUCUGUCAACAUAAGAGGAUUCAUACUGGGGAAAAGCCCUACAGUUGCCACAAAUGUGGGAAGUCCUUCAGGUGCAGGUCACACCUUAGUCGACAUCAGCAAAUUCAUACGGGAGAAUACUGACCAAAGCCAACCAGACUUGAAAAUGUUACUAUUCCAGUUACCUAACUGUCAGUCAAGAUCUUGAAAACAAGCAGCCUCAGUUGACUCUGACUCUUAGAAAAGCAGCUUAUUCUCAAGGUCUCAGGAGCUCACUGAAAAAUAGAUAAUGAACCAGGACCUACUGUAUAGCAUAGGGAACUAUACUCAAGGUUUUGUAAUAAGCUACAAAGGAAAUACAGCUCUGGUUUUUCCAGUAGUUGUGUACAGAUGUGAGACUUGGACCACAAAGAAGGCUGCCCAUGGAAUUCUGUCCUCGAUCUGUAGUCUUCCCCAGGCAAGAAUACUGGAUUGGGUAGCUAU
Messenger RNA from Cervus elaphus (red deer), 2298 nucleotides. RefSeq names its product zinc finger protein OZF-like. Gene Ontology annotation, biological process: regulation of DNA-templated transcription. Lineage: Eukaryota; Metazoa; Chordata; Mammalia; Artiodactyla; Cervidae. Bases 589 to 1959 code for a protein of 456 amino acids. The transcript is spliced from 6 exons. The record is from RefSeq and is a predicted model, not a curated record.